Molecule: messenger RNA, 2671 nt
Organism: Nicotiana tabacum (common tobacco)
Lineage: Eukaryota; Viridiplantae; Streptophyta; Magnoliopsida; Solanales; Solanaceae
Source: RefSeq, a predicted model, not a curated record
UCAUUUCUUGAUAAAGGGAGUACUUUUAAUUUGGUCUCUACAAUUCAACCAUUUUCUCUUACCUCGACUUCUUUCUUGUUUCUCAUUAAUUACAAUCACAUAAAUUUUCCGCCCCCCACACAUCCUAUUUCUAUAUUCUGAUUCUCAAAGCAAAGAAUCUCACUUCUUUCUUUUUCCCUGUUUCAUUGAUUGAAUGAUUUCAAGAUCGAUUUUUUCCUCCUUUUGUGGUUGUUAUACAUAAUUCUUGAAAAAUGGCUUCACAAAUUUUCCCAAAGGUGAAGAGUGAAUCAUCGGAGAGUGGUGGUUCUGAGAGUGGAGCUGAUGAAAAAGGUGGAAAUAAUGAUAAUUUUGAAUAUUUUGGGUGGGUUUAUCAUUUGGGUGUUAAUUCAAUUGGACAUGAAUAUUGUCACCUUAGGUUCUUGUACAUUCGUGGCAAGUACAUGGAAAUGUACAAAAGAGACCCCCAUGAAAAUCCUGGCACUAAACCAAUUAGGAGGGGUGUUAUAAAUCACACGCUUAUGGUGGAGGAGUUGGGCCGUCGAAGGGUUAACCAUGGGGAUCUCUAUGUGUUGAGGUUUCAGAAUCGGCUGGACGAGUCAAAAAGGGGAGAAAUUGCUUGUGCUUCGCCCGGUGAGGUCCGAAAAUGGAUGGAAGCCUUUGAUCAAGCAAAACAACAGUUAUCUAAUGUUGUUUCCCACCUUCUUUGUAGUGUAGGUGUUCGGAUAUUUGAAGAUAUGGCAAACAAAAAGACUGGUAAAGGAGUUCUUGUCAAGGCCGUUGCUGUUGUCGAAGCUAGUGCAGAUACUGUCUUUGACGUGCUUUUGAGUCUUGAUCGACGUCGCAGAUAUGAGUGGGAUACAUUAACAGGGGACCUGGAGUUGGUAGAAUCUUUGGAUGGUCACUGCGAUGUUGUUUAUGGGACACUUGAUCUCAGAAAACUUUCCUGGUGGCAAUCUAAGAGAGAUUUUUUCUUUUCUAGGAGGUGGUUUCAUGGUCAAGAUGGAACAUAUACGAUUUUGCAUUUUCCAACUGAAUACAAGAAGCGGCCUCCAAAAAGUGGAUAUCGACGUAUAAAAAUUAACCCUUCUUCUUGGGAGAUCAGCAAUAUAAGCACUUCCUCCUCAUUAAAUCCUGCGAGAUGCCUUGUGACACUGAUUCUGGAGAUACAUUCUAAGCACUGGUUUAAGUGGAAGAACAAUGAGUUCUCUAAAUUUGAGAGGACACUUCCUUUUGGAAUGUUGAAUCAAGUGGCAGGUCUGAAGGAAUAUAUUGGAGCAAGUCCAGCACUUACAUUUGAAUCAUCCACAGUAGUUGUUCAUUCAAAAACAUCUAACGUUUCUAUAUUAAGCAAUGAGCUUGAGGAUACAGUGGGGUCAGAUGAAUUCUAUGAUGCAAUAGGUGACGAGUCCUCAUCAUCAGAUGAAGAUAGUGAUGAUGAAGUAACCAGUAAGAAGGACAAAAAAGUCAAGCUAAAAAACGUUUCAUGGGCCAUAGCAAGCUUGGCUUUAAAGAGGACAUCAGCACCAGACAUUAGUAAGGAACUAAAUCCCGAUGUACCUCCUUUAACUCUUGAUCCAAGUCAGUUUCAUGGUACCAUGCGGCAGGCGAAGAGUGAGAGCGACUCUGAUUGCUGGUGUUCGCCAAGUGGUUCUGGGUUCAUGAUCAGAGGGAAGACGUACUUGAAAGACAGUACAAAGGUCACUGGAGGAGAUCCCCUGCUCAAGCUUAUCGCAGUUGAUUGGUUCAAGGUGGAUGAAUGCAUCACAAAGGUUGCUCUGCAUCCUAAGUGUCUUGUUCAGUCUGAAGCAGGGAAGAAACUUCCAUUCAUACUCGUAAUUAACCUCAUGGUUCCGGCUAAACCAAAUUACAGCCUGGUUCUUUAUUAUGCUGCUGACAGACCUGUAAAUAAGAAUUCAUUGUUGGGUAAAUUCAUUGAUGGAACUGACUCUUUCCGUGAUUCAAGAUUCAAACUGAUUCCAAGCAUUAUUGAGGGGUACUGGAUGGUUAAACGUGCCGUGGGAACUAAAGCUUGCCUAUUGGGAAAGGCAGUAACUUGCAAAUACCUUAGACAAGAUAACUUUCUGGAGAUUGAUGUGGACAUCGGUUCAUCAUCCGUGGCAAGAGGUGUUAUUGGUCUUGUACUGGGAUAUGUGACAAGCCUUGUCAUUGAUCUUGCUAUUUUAAUAGAGGUAUGUCAUUCUUCUCCUUUAGAUUAUGGUCCAUCUGAUCAGUUCUUACCGAAGAAGGAACUUGCCUCGACGGGAGUAAAACCAUCUAAUCUUUAAGUAGUUCAGAAUGAACCACCAAAGGUAAGUACCCCUCCAUCAUUCACCAGAGAUCUCAGGUUCGAGUCAGGGGGAAGCUACACUAUCCUAAGGGUGGUCAAUUGACAUGUUUAUAUAGGUUAAAUAUUAGGUUUUAUAGGUAUAUUACAUAUAUUGAACACCCUUUGUUGGAGAAUUUUCACUUCUUUCAAGUUUGAACACCCUUGGGGAAAUUCCUGGCUUCGCCACUGGACUUCGAGCGCUAGAAUGGAGUCGCCUUUGGUAGGAGACUCUUUAUCCCCCAAAAUCGGAUUCUCCGGCGCGUAUCCGGAUUAGUCGGGCUCCAGAGGGGGCACUAAAAACUGCGUAGGAAACCAAUAAAAGAAAGUUUAGAAUGACAACUUUAU